GCAACUGCAAUGGCCAGGUCCGUUUCGGCUAUGGUGACAAGUGGAGCACGAGUAUGGCCACCGGAGAUAUCCAGUGCGGCACGGGCGUCAUGGGUGACCCCGACCCUGGUCAAGCGAAGGAAUGCCAGUGCUUCAAGCCCAGCGUGAUUCCCAAGAGCACUUGGGGCCUACAGGUUUCGACGUGCUUCGACUGGUCCUUCGUCGCCUUCUCUUUUUCCCUGUGCAUCGGCCUUCUCUUUGGAGAGAAGGAUGGGACCGUGGUGCUCCCGAACCUCGUAAUGGACAUCGAGUUCGGCGCCACCUCCUUCUACGAGUCGGCCUUGGAGAACAAGGAGCCGGAGGCCGGAUUCUCCUUGGACUUCGACUUCAAGGAGGAGUAUCCGGCCUUCUUGCCGGCCAGCGAGCCACGCUGGGGCGUCGCGGGCUCCAUGGAUGUGGCUUUGGCCGGCGAGCUCGAAGGCAUUUCACAGGUCGGCGGCGAAGUGGGCGUCACCUUCUUGCCGGAUCCGACGGUGGCACGAGGAUACAGCUUCACGCUGUUGCUCUCCACGGACUCUGCCGGUGAGGAAGCUCAAGCAUCGUUGUUAACUCAGAUGCAGGAGUCGGCGCAGCGAACGAAGAGACACGCACUUUCCCAAGGCGCUUCCGCCACCGAGGCCGCAGCAUUGAUGGCUGCGGUCGGCCACUUGGCCAAGUCAAAGGACUUCGACCGAAUGUUGGAGACGGCCGUUCUGCCUCGUUCGGAUCAACUGCUUCAGGCCCUGGACGGGGCCGCAAGCAAGGCGGUUCCGCCGGUGAAGUUGGAGGUUUCGGUGAGCGCGGAGGUGUCGUUUUCAUUUUGCCUCACGCCACCGCUAUGCCAUGGGCAGUGA
Messenger RNA from Symbiodinium sp. CCMP2456, 872 nucleotides. The record is from the annotation of a GenBank genome assembly. NCBI's taxonomy places the organism in Eukaryota, Dinophyceae, Suessiales, Symbiodiniaceae.